AUGUCAGGAUACUCUUCGUCCUCAUCCUCGUCCUCUGCCACGAAACACAACUCCUUCAACACCCCACCAGCCCGAGAAUACCGCCUCCCAACCAUGUCUCCAACCCACCCAAUGUCCCUCGUCGAAAAACACGAAACCCUCCUCGCGCUGCACCAACACCGCAUCAACACGCUCCCAGACCUACGCCGCACAGAGCGCGCCCUAGCCCAGCUCAACACGCCCGACGUCAGCGCGCCCAUGACAGCCGCAUGGACGUACUACGUCGCCUCGCACAGCCUGCUCACCGAGCUGCGCGGGUUCACGAAGAACUACCCCUUCAGCUCGCACUGCGUCGCCGAGGCGAAGCGGCGCGUGUUUGCGGAUCCGCAGAGUAAUUGUAGUUGGAACCUGGCGUGGUUGGUGUUGCGGAAGAUUGAGGAUGAUCAACUCAUCGCAUACUAUGCCCGUCACCAAGCGAGUCAACCGGCGACCUGGGGCGGACUGGGGCCGUCGAGCGAGCAGGUGGGUCGGCUUGCGGAUGCGAUUGGGGUUGAGUGGAAAUGGGCGCUGGAUCAGAUGUUGCGGCAUUGGGAGACGCCACCGACGCGGUGA
Ascochyta rabiei is the source of this 591-nucleotide messenger RNA. RefSeq lists its product as uncharacterized. NCBI's taxonomy places the organism in Eukaryota, Fungi, Ascomycota, Dothideomycetes, Pleosporales, Didymellaceae. Bases 1 to 591 code for a protein of 196 amino acids. The record is from RefSeq and is a predicted model, not a curated record. The transcript is spliced from 3 exons.